This is a messenger RNA of Oreochromis aureus, 2663 nucleotides long. RefSeq names its product fucolectin-1-like. The transcript has 6 exons. NCBI's taxonomy places the organism in Eukaryota, Metazoa, Chordata, Actinopteri, Cichliformes, Cichlidae. Bases 1376 to 2329 code for a protein of 317 amino acids. The record is from RefSeq and is a predicted model, not a curated record.
AUAUGUACUAAAUUAGCACUCUUACUUUUCAAAGCUAUUGUCUAUACUGGUGCAGUAUAAAUGAACUAUUUUCAUGUAAUUUGACAGACAAACUUGACUGUUUGUGAGCAGCAGUCAGGAUGGCGCCAUCUUGUGGUGACACUUUUUUUGCCUACCAGCUUUGGUCAGAUUUAACCUCUUGCACAAACAAGAGAGAUUACUUUUUGUCAGGUAAUACAAGACUCUUUUCAGCUUAGUUUGUGCCUGUGUCUGUACAGAGCCAGGAGGUGGAGCAAGUUUACAUGACUACACCGUGAUGUAAAUAAAACCUCAAUAACAUGUAGAUUUCAGCAACUAUCUAUGUCUGUUCAAGAAUAAGAGAAUAAAGCUGUCUUCACAUAGGUUUACUUCUUGUAAAUAAAGUACAUUAACAUAUAAUCUAAAAGUUAAGAAAGUGUUUCCAAAAAGUGGUGAAAUGGUUAUUUUAUUUUUUAUUGAUUUACUUUAUUUGUUUUUGGUUGAACAGUAAAAUUGCACUACAUUCUACAUUUCUCUCUUUCUGUUAGUCUAAUUAAAUCCACUAAUUUAAAAAAAAAAGUAGUUUGUUAAAACCCAUCACAAGUUUAAUCAAGCACAAGAGAUAAAAAAUGUGGCAUGGGGCCCAGUAAAAGGGGUGUACUGUUUAAAUCCAAGCUGAGCUGAUAACGGCACUUUAUGAUACCAGUACUAGGAAUUUCAAACCCCAGCUGAUAAAUAUCUGGUAGAUUAGUGAGCAAAAUCCUUUAUAUUCAACAGAAAAAGCUGUACACGAAGCACAGGGAGUGGAACAGGAGCUCUUUUUUUGCUUCAAGAAUAUUAGCACGGCCCUAUAAAUGAGAAUAAAUUACAAUAGUGCAAUAGUGUGGCAUAUUCAGCAUAAAUUUUCAUAUUUUGCUUAUAUUUGUUGAAAACUGAAUAUACCAGAAGCGAGUCAGUUUAUUACUAAGGUUGGGGUCAGAUUGACUUUACGAUUUAACCCACUUGAGAUAGGCUUGAGUAUAUGAAACCCAUUUUACUUUUUCUAAAGUCUUUGUGAAAUGUUUUGUUCUUGUUUUUAUUAAUCUUGCCACUUUUUCUAUUUUUAAAUCAUUUUUCCUUUUUACGUUUUAGUACGCAUGGUACCAUAAACCUUAGAGAUACAUUUACCAAUGCAUUUUUCCAAAACAUCAGGAACUGCCAAUACCCUAUCUUGUUUGGUAGCUGAAAUGAGCCUUAUCUCUAUAAGGAAAAGGACAAAGUCCUCGGUGGCUUAUUGAAAAACAAAGCUCAUGUGCCCUGGUUGGAUGUGAAUGUAAGUAACAAUCCUUAACAGCAGCUCCUCAUCUGCGUCUGAUUAUAAGUGUGAACAGUAGGAACAAUGAAACACAUUUCAGCACUGGUUUUGCUCCUUCUCCUGGGGAUGUCCUCAGCACGCACCUAUCAAAAUGUGGCCCUGCGUGGCAAAGCAACCCAGUCAACCCGUAUCAAUGAGGUAUUGUCGGCUGCCUACGCUGCAAUUGAUGGAAACCGUGAUUCUGACCCUCGCCAUGGAUCAUGCUCACACACCAAUCGACAGACCGACCCCUGGUGGAGAGUGGACUUGCUCGAGUCCUACAUUGUCACUUCCCUCACCAUCACCAACAGAGGAGACUGCUGUCAUGAAAGGCUCAACGGGCUGGAAAUCCACAUAGGCAACUCUUUGAAUAAUGAUGGCUUAAUAAAUCCAAAGGUUGGAAAAAUUUCAGAAGUUGGUGCAGGCAAAUCCUACACUGUGAAUUUCGCUGGUCGUGUGGAGGGGCGUUAUGUAACUUUGACUCUUCCUGGUUCACAAAGGAUCCUCUCACUCUGUGAAGUGGAAGUCUACGGAUAUCACGCUCCAACUGGAGAAAAUCUUGCACUUCAAGGAAAAGCCUCACAGUCAUCACUCUAUACAAUUGGUAUUGCCUAUAAUGCCAUAGAUGGAAAUCAUAACAGCAUAUGGGACGGGGCAUCAUGCACUCAUACAAAACAAGACUUCAGUCCCUGGUGGCGACUCGAUCUGCGCAAAACCCAUAAAGUUUUUUCUGUUAAGGUACUGAAUUUAAAAGAUCCUGUCUCAGAACGACUAAAUGGAGCCGAGAUCCGCAUUGGAGAUUCUCUUUACAACAAUGGCAACUUUAAUCCCAGGUGUGCUGUGAUCUCAAGCAUCCCAGGAGGUUCCAUUCAAGAGUUCCACUGUAACGCGAGUGACGGGAUGGGGAUGGACGGCCGCUAUGUUAACAUAGUCAUCCCUGGAAGAAAUGAAUACCUGACUCUGUGUGAGGUGGAAGUGUAUGGCUCUGUCCUCGAUUAGCUGUAAAGCUUGUGAAGAAUAACUGUGCAAGGUUUCUCUUACAGUUUUAGAUACACAAUAACUCAAAAGUGUUUUCCCAAAUUCAAAGGGACAUGCAAAAACAAAUAAACAAAAAACAAAAUCGCAACAAAAGUGUAAUUUAUUAGAAUAAAUUGUGCUGGAGGAAAAACAAUAUUAUUAAGACUUGAUUUGUGAAAAUCAAUACUUGUACAAAUACAAUAUUUUUAUAUUUAUGCAUAUUUUAUUGUCAAAAUGUUUCGGCUGUAUAUUAAUUCUGAACUGAUAAUUGUAAUGUGUAACCUUUGCUUUAAAGAUUUAUUUGUAAAUAAUUAAA